AUAGCUACAUAUUUUCUUUGAGGUCGUACAUACAUGUCAUUAAGAUCUGAAAGCAACAAAUUAUAUAAAUUUUAUCAAUAAAGAGAGCUGUCCUCUAACGGCAAAAAUAAGAAAAAGUCAGCCAUAUUUGUACAAGAAGGACAUCUAUUAUAAUUUUAUAAAUGGCUGAAAGUUUAAAGAAUUUUGGAAGUGUAGUGUUCAACAACCGGCAUAUAAUUUUUAAAACGAUAUUCUCAAAUACUAAACAAUUUGUCACGAUGUCCGAAUCAUUAAAUAAAGUACCCGAUGUGGAUAUUGAUGGCCACGGAAGAUUUAAAUAUAUCUUAAUCAACGUUUUUGACGAAGCUAAUAACGUUAGCAAAUCUAUUGUCAGAGGUUAUGCUAGAGCUCAAUGGCAUAGUGAGUAA
Apis laboriosa (Himalayan honeybee) is the source of this 407-nucleotide messenger RNA. Its product is annotated as sex-regulated protein janus-A. NCBI's taxonomy places the organism in Eukaryota, Metazoa, Arthropoda, Insecta, Hymenoptera, Apidae. The record is from RefSeq and is a predicted model, not a curated record. The transcript has 3 exons. Gene Ontology annotation, cellular component: cytosol. Gene Ontology annotation, biological process: peptidyl-histidine dephosphorylation. Bases 162 to 407 code for a protein of 81 amino acids. Gene Ontology annotation, molecular function: protein histidine phosphatase activity.